Oppiella nova is the source of this 819-nucleotide messenger RNA. The record is from the annotation of a GenBank genome assembly. NCBI's taxonomy places the organism in Eukaryota, Metazoa, Arthropoda, Arachnida, Sarcoptiformes, Oppiidae.
AUGAAGGGUUUGCUUCAAAGCAUUGAUAUGUUGUCAACGAAACCAGAUUUAAGUGAUUCAGACGUAAUCAGUGCUCAGAAUCUGAAGCUGGAAGUGAUUCGUAUAAAAGAGAGAUUAGUGGCCGAUAUCGAGAGAUUAAGACACAGCACUCAGGAACCACUAGAAUUGAGAUCCAAUACCCAAAAUCCUUCAGUUAUUGAAGCAACCGAUCCGAUACUCAUCAACACAAUUGAAUCGCAAUCCAUGUCCGGUUCAGUUGAUAAUAAGGCGUUCAAAGAAUAUCUAAAUUUACAAAAAUACUCGAAUGAAUUCGAGAACUCAUUUCAAAGCUUUGUUUCUGAAACCAAAUUCAAGCAAAAGAGGAAUGAAUUGCAACUAUUCGUGAAGACAACUAUCAAUACGAUAUCGUGUGAAUCCGUUGAACACAUUAGAGACAAAUUGAAUCGUUUGACACAACUCUUCAGCGAAAAGAGUGUCGAAUCCGGAGGAAAACAAAUCAGUUGUUCGGCAAAAGACGGUUCCCUUAACUUCUGUAUAAGUCUUGCCUCAAAGAUGUUUGUCAGCGUCAGUACUAAACAAAAAGAUAUUUCAUUAACAAUGGCCCCGAUUGUGGUAUUCUUAUGGCAACGCUUCCCAACAUUUGGGCAGAUAUUUAUGGCACAUAUGCACGACAAGUGUCCUUAUCUGGUGCCCUAUUAUCCCAAAAGAGACGCUGAAGAUACUGACGAUAAUGAGACUAAAUAUCUUAUCGCUUGUGGAUAUACUAUAUCUAAAGACGGAACUGUUGAACCGGAAGACUCUUUUAUCAAUAGAAUGCGA